UCUUGUUAUUUUCAUUUGUAUGACAAUAUUUUACAUUCUGUUCAUAAGUAUCUAAAUAUGCUAUCUUCUUUAUUUGGAACAUACAGUUAACGCUAUAACGGGAAUUCGAAAUGAGCAUGUCAUUUCAAGUUAUAUUUCAAAUGAGAUAGAUCUGAAAGGAAAACUUUUCGAAGUACCAUGUGAAAACAAUGACAACAAGAAGCAGACGAUCUGUUGAAUUUUGUGACGAACCGGAAAUCAUCAAUAGCGUAGAAUCUAAAUUUGAUUUUGAUAAUUUUCGUAUUUAUGAAAAUAUCACGACAAUUGAUGUUAAUGGAAAUUUCAAAAAUGAAAAAGAAAAACUGAGCCGUGAUGCUAAAUCCACUGAAAAUGAACGCGGAGAAAAGACUGUCAGUGAUCAAUUUCAACUUAAGCAAAACAUUAAUGGAAAAGCUCAUCUAAAUAAAACACAAACUACUGCAGAAGUGCAUUCGCCAGUUACUAAAAUUACAGAAAAAGGAAUUAAACCAUGUUUACGAAAAGAUGGGAAAAAGCAAGACAUACAUCAUGAUAAAAAUCUCAGUUUGAAAGCUGCGGAUGAAUCAAGAACUGACAUCGGAUACAGUUUUGACGGAAAAAUAACAAAACCAUUAAUAAAAAUCGAGCAUCCAUGUUAUGCUUGUCUGACGAAUAUAUCAGACAACAGCCGGGUGAACGAAAGUGUUGACGAUACUUCCACUUCUGAUGAUUCAUAUCAAAGUUUGAUUAAAUCGUCGACGGAAUCACAAGAAUCUGAAUCCGAACCGUCUGCUACCGAGGUUAGUAUGGGUAAGUUUUCCAUUGAUUCAACAAAACCUACCACGACUGAAGGAAAUAAAAACGUACCGGUAAACGAUAAAAUAAAGCCUGGUGAUACUAAACCCAAUAUACAUUUGUAUUCAGAAACAAACAUAAGUAGCGAAGAACUACCAAAAUACAAAUUUGAUUCUACGUUAUCAUAUUCGUCGUUUCCUGGACAAAGCAAUUUCAUUUUUGUAAAGGCAAACGAUUGGCUCAAAGAAGGCAGCAAGUACGAUAAAGACGGAUUUGCUUUGCAUUCAAACUACGGCCAUUUUGAUAUGAAAUCAAAAGCUACAAGUGCACCAUGGCUAUCUCAGUUCCGGCGAACAGUUCAGCAUGUUUAUAUUUCUCCGCAUGGAAAAGUAGUAGAGAAUAUCUCCGUUCAAGACCAUGAUGGAAAGGCAUUUAUUACAUCUUAUCAUACAAAUAAAGAACUUAAGAACAUCAAAGAAAAGUCUGUCGGGAGUGAAUCGCACAAGAAAAGAAAAUUGUCUAAAGACAGGACUUGUAUGUUUUAUAGCUCGCUUUUAGCAGGAACCAUAGUAGCUGUGGCAAUAACCUUACUAAUAGCAUAUACUAUCUAGAGAGAACUUAAUGAUCAUUCUGUUAAAGAACCAAUUCCUGGCAAUUUUGAUAAUACUGAACUCCCUCAUAUUUGUUGUGUUUACAAAAAAUCUACCCGGAAAUAUGUGUCUAAUUACAGCGAAGUGUGUAAUAAAAGAUGUUAAAUUAUAUCAGUGACAUCCACGACUCACUCCGUACUUACUGCUCUAAAUGGAUAAAACGAGAAAAAGCUG
Mytilus californianus (California mussel) is the source of this 1616-nucleotide messenger RNA. RefSeq lists its product as uncharacterized. The record is from RefSeq and is a predicted model, not a curated record. The transcript has 3 exons. Bases 189 to 1403 code for a protein of 404 amino acids. Lineage: Eukaryota; Metazoa; Mollusca; Bivalvia; Mytilida; Mytilidae.